AUGAACUUCUUCCUUUUGAUGUUUCUGGUGUUCUUUACACCCGUCCUCUUACUCUUGGUUUGGCUGGCGUUGUCGUCGUGUCUCGGAAGUCGGUUUCGCUCCCAAUUCCCCAGAGUUCCGCUGAGACCGGGUCUCGACGCGUACGGAAGAGAUUACCUCCGCACAAUGGCCUCUUCUGGGCCUGCGAUGUCCGAACAAAUCGAGCUGGAGAACCUGGUGGAAUCUGACCGCGAAGAAUGA
Molecule: messenger RNA, 240 nt
Organism: Aspergillus steynii IBT 23096
Lineage: Eukaryota; Fungi; Ascomycota; Eurotiomycetes; Eurotiales; Aspergillaceae
Exons: 2
Coding region: 1-240 (79 amino acids)
Source: RefSeq, a predicted model, not a curated record